UUUUUGGUUAACAAGAAAUACAAUUUUUCAUUUUUACUAAAGCCACACAGCUGAAGCAUGAAGACUCCACUGAAAGACCUAAAAUUUCGAGACGUAUGGAGGGUCUGCAAUAAGAUCCGUGCGGCAGUUUUUCGUAUUGACCUGAACCUCUGGGAUUACUUCAAGCCCCUAGACCCCAAUAACAAUGGCCUGAUCUCAGGUAUAAAGCGGCCAAACCCCUCCAAUGCGAUAAUUUUUCCCCGAAACCUUAAGUUUCCUUCAAACAUUUUAGAGACAAAAUUUAUUGCGAUUUUCACGGGACCCUUGAGGCACUGCGUCGGUCUGUCCGACCCCGAAAUUGCAGAUUUGACGGAUUAUUUCAGCAUUCAAGAUGGCAGGAUUAUCUAUUCCCAACUCUGCCAAGUUAUUCAUGACAGUGUACCCGAGUUUAUGGGAAGGCCAAUGAUAACUGGAUUGGAGUGGGAGGAACCCCUGGCUGUCAAUCGUUUGAGUUGCUCCGAGCACAGGAAAUUAAAUCUCAUCAUAACUCAGAUUUCUAUCAAUGUUAGAAAGAGGACGCUAGUUCUCAGACCGUAUUUUCAAGAUUAUGAACUAAUAUCCAAAAAUACGGGGACAGUAACAAUAGCGCAUUUCGGAAGAAUUCUGCAUUUCCUCGGUAUAGUCCUCGCACCUGAAGAAUUUAGCCUCCUGGUAAAGAGGUUCGCUAAGGAUGGCUACACACUCAACUAUGUGGCAUUUCUCAAGGCAAUUGAUGAUGCUCAAAAUUACAUGGACGACCACGGGAUGUUGCACGUCUCUGGGGAGCUGUUGGAUCAAUUCCCGGGGCGGGUUAUCACGGCUGAAUUGCCAAAGCUCCCGCGGCCAGAAGUGGGAAGAGUGUUGGCGAGUGAAGCCUUCGGAAAGCAAUCUGUGUUUCAUCCGGGCUUGAAACGAUCGAGGGAACGAAUGCGUUUGAUAGAAAUGAUCCGUCGGAUUCAACGGCAUGUGCUGGAACGACGAAUUCGUAUUCACACAUUUCUCGAGCCCUUCGAUGAGAUGAAUGUGGGUCGAAUUACCCCGUCUCAAUUCCGCAGAGGACUUGACUCCCUUCAAGUAUCAUCUCUGGGUCAGUUGUACCUCGCGGAACACGAAAUUGAGGAGUUGGUGACCUUUUACCUGGACCCAAAUGACACGAAACGAGUCAUGUGGAGGGUAUUUGAGGAUGAUAUUGAUCAUGUCUUCACUAUCAAAGAAUUGGACAAAUAUCCAUGCUUGAAGGUCGAUUCGCCACCCCCUGAAGUAAAAGAACUGCCUAAACUCGGUCAGAAUGAGUGGCAGAGUGUAGCAAAGGACAUGAGAAAAUUGUGUGAAGAGACUGUGCAGAAAGUGCGGUAUAGGGUUGAUGAAAGAGGCAUCAAUACCAAGCAAUUCUUCAAGGAUUAUGACCGAUUGAACCACGGCCACGUGUCGCGCAGCCAAUUGCGACAAAUCCUCACUGCUGCGACUAUUUUAUUGUCUCAGGAAGAAAUUUUCGCUCUGGAACAGAGGUACAAUGACGAAAUGGGAUUCAAUUAUGCUCGAUUUCUCCAAGAACUCGAAGCCCUACCAAUAACCAGACCCCUCUAUGAAAAGUUGGUGCAAGAAAAGCGCCUGCUAAACGCAGAAAGGCCUUUGACCAUCCCUUGCCGAAAUGAAAGGGACAUCGUUCUGAUUCUGGGAAAGAUCAAGGCGAAGGUCGUUAGGGAAAGAGUAAAGGUAACAGAAUUUCUUCGUGGUUUUGACCCGCGCAACGAGCUCGCCAUUCCCCGAAAUGAUUUCGCGAGGGGUAUGGAUCAGAUCCGUUGUAAUUUAACACCGACUGAAAUUGAAACCAUAAUGGAUGUCUUCAAAGCCCCUUUGAGAGCCGGAUUCGUGGAUUACGAGAGAUUUGGAAAUGCUGUCGAAGAAGCUGUUACCAUAAGAGCUCUGGAGAAAUCUCCACUGCUAGUGCCUGUACAACACGUGCCAUCUUAUGCAUCACCAAAGACAUUUUUGAACUUCGAGGAACGACAGACGAUUGUUCAAGCUAUGGACAAACUUGUUCGAAUUCGAAAUCAUAAUUUGGAACAAGUUUUCAAGGAUUUUGAUAAAGAGAAUAUUGGAACAGUAACGAAGGACCAGAUGACAAAGGCCCUGUCAGUCCGAAAGAUGUUGGAGUUGUUGAGCAUGAAGGAAGUCGAUACCCUCCACAAAUGUUUUUCAAUCGAAAGGGGAAUGCGUCUCGAGCUCGAUUACAGAGCUUUCCUCCGAGCGCUUGAGCUCGUCCAGGGAAACAAGAGGAUUCUGCACUUCUAAAAUUAUGAGAAACUUGCGU
Diachasma alloeum is the source of this 2332-nucleotide messenger RNA. RefSeq lists its product as uncharacterized. The record is from RefSeq and is a predicted model, not a curated record. The coding region runs from base 58 to 2313 and encodes 751 amino acids. The transcript is spliced from 12 exons. Lineage: Eukaryota; Metazoa; Arthropoda; Insecta; Hymenoptera; Braconidae.